Messenger RNA from Syzygium oleosum, 1180 nucleotides. Its product is annotated as probable glutathione S-transferase. The transcript has 2 exons. Gene Ontology annotation, cellular component: cytoplasm. Gene Ontology annotation, biological process: glutathione metabolic process. Lineage: Eukaryota; Viridiplantae; Streptophyta; Magnoliopsida; Myrtales; Myrtaceae. The record is from RefSeq and is a predicted model, not a curated record. Gene Ontology annotation, molecular function: glutathione transferase activity. The coding region runs from base 237 to 899 and encodes 220 amino acids.
CUGAGAAACGACAUGUCCUAUGUACCGUCCGCGACCCUAAGAAGUACCCCCACCAAAAGAGUGCGCCAAUAUUUCAGAGUUCGGGAGUAACGUUCUUGUUUUGUCCGUAAAUAUUACUCAGGUCUCUUGGGUCGACCGCCUGCUCAACUGUAUAUAGUGUUCGGUGUUCACCCCUUAACACUUCGAUAAUCCUCUUCUUCGAUUCUCAAGGGCCAAACACACGACUUUGAAAGGAAAUGGCCGAUGAAGUGACCCUCCUGGACUUCUGGCCGAGCAUGUACGGGAUGAGGUGCCGAGCAGCGCUGGCCGAGAAAGGGGUCGAGUAUGAGUAUAAGGAGCAGGACUUGACGUUUGACAAGAGCGAGCUCCUCCUUCAGAUGAACCCGGUUCACAAGAAAAUACCCGUCCUCAUCCACAACGGCAAUCCCGUCUGCGAGUCCCUCAUCAUCGUGGAGUACAUCGAUGAGACCUGGAGCCACAAGGCCCCUCUCUUGCCGUCGGAUCCGUACGAGCGAGCCCAAGCCAGAUUCUGGGCUGAUUUCGUCGACAAGAAGGUCUAUGAUCUCGGGAGGAAGUUGUGGAUGAGGAAAGGGGAAGAACAGGAUGCGGCGAAGAAGGAAUUCAUCGAAUGCCUGAAAAUAGUAGAAAGUGAGCUCGGAGACAAGGCUUUCUUCGGGGGCAAGAAGUUCGGGUUCUUGGACAUAGCGAUCAUCGGCUUAAACUGCUGGUUCUACACCUACGAGACGUGUGGGAACUUCAGCAUCCAAGCUGAAUGCCCCAAGCUCGUUGCUUGGAGCAAGAGAUGCAUGGAGAAGGAGAGCUUGUCCAAAACUCUCCCCGACCCACGAAAGCUGUGUGCCUUCAUCUUGGAGUGCAAGAAAGCGAUGGGCAUAGAGUAGGGGACUAUGCUUCCGCUUUUGCUAGACCCUGUUUUCUUCCCGCAUUGUGGUGGUCGGAAUUUGCUGUCUUUGUUGGUGAUCCUGUGCUCGUAAGGGACUUCUUUGUCUUUCCUAAAGUUCUGUAAUCUGAGAGGACACUUCGUUGUGUCUUCUCUUCAUCUUGAACUACUAGGCGAUCAUGUCACAUAGAAGUAAGGCAUGCUAGCUGAUGUUAUGCUGAAAUAAUGUAAGGUUCUGGUCAGGUCAUGAGUACAUUUCAAGUUUUCGGAUGUUCUUCGAAA